GCCGGCCCGAGCCUCUUGGUCCGGGACCCUCUUGCCCUUACAAGGUGCCCGACAGGUAAAUGCAGUGGGGCGUGCCCUCCCGGAGGCCAGGAGACGACGGAGGAUGGCAGGGCCGAGGUGUAGAUAAGAAGAUUGACAGCAUGGCCAUUCUUUUUGCUGUUGUUGCCAGGGGAACCACUAUCCUUGCCAAACAUGCUUGGUGUGGAGGAAACUUCCUGGAGGUGACAGAGCAGAUUCUGGCUAAGAUACCUUCUGAAAAUAACAAACUAACAUACUCACAUGGCAAUUAUUUGUUUCAUUACAUCUGCCAAGACAGGAUUGUAUAUCUUUGUAUCACUGAUGAUGACUUUGAACGUUCCCGAGCCUUCAAUUUUUUGAAUGAGGUAAAGAAGAGGUUCCAGACAACUUAUGGCUCAAGGGCACAGACAGCACUUCCAUAUGCCAUGAAUAGCGAGUUCUCAAGUGUCUUGGCUGCACAACUGAAGCAUCACUCUGAGAAUAAGAGCCUAGACAAAGUGGUGGAGACUCAAGCCCAAGUGGAUGAACUGAAAGGAAUCAUGGUCAGAAACAUAGAUCUAGUAGCUCAGCGUGGAGAAAGAUUGGAAUUAUUGAUAGAUAAAACAGAAAAUCUCGUGGAUUCAGUAAGUAUGGAAUAUGAUAAUAUUUUUUAGGAUAUAAAUUAGAGAAACUGCAAAU
Messenger RNA from Sciurus carolinensis (gray squirrel), 696 nucleotides. It is a transcript of the gene Vamp7, whose product is annotated as vesicle associated membrane protein 7. Gene Ontology annotation, cellular component: SNARE complex; membrane. Gene Ontology annotation, biological process: exocytosis; vesicle fusion. The transcript has 6 exons. Gene Ontology annotation, molecular function: SNAP receptor activity; SNARE binding. Lineage: Eukaryota; Metazoa; Chordata; Mammalia; Rodentia; Sciuridae. The record is from RefSeq and is a predicted model, not a curated record. Bases 60 to 671 code for a protein of 203 amino acids.